Colletotrichum navitas is the source of this 1381-nucleotide messenger RNA. RefSeq lists its product as uncharacterized. Lineage: Eukaryota; Fungi; Ascomycota; Sordariomycetes; Glomerellales; Glomerellaceae. Bases 388 to 1104 code for a protein of 238 amino acids. The record is from RefSeq and is a predicted model, not a curated record. The transcript has a single exon.
UCUUAUUUUUCACGGACAGCGGGACGAGUUUUUGAAUUUCCAGGAUGAUUGAAAAUUUCAGUUAUUCAUCAUGGUGCUCGACGGGUCAUGAAGUCAUCGAAAAAGAUCAUCUCGACAUAUAGAAUGAGUGUCUUUUCAGCAACUUAUUCGGAGCAGUAAGGAGGCGCGGGGCAACAGGUGUUUCUGUUAUGGGCUCACAUGGGAAAUAUCAAACGGGCGGUGGCGGGCAAAGACAUGCGUUGCUAUUGUUUUGCGGCAAAUCUCCAAAGCUUGGAAACAGGGUCCGGGAAAUACCUUUUUGGAAAGGUGGAGUUGGUCAUGAUUUUGGGUGCGGGCAGCUGGCGAGCCUCUGCAUUGUUUUGUUGCCUGUAUUAUUGGGCUUGAGCGAUGCGGACGGGAACACGCGCGCAGCAGUGUUUUUGUUUCUUGGAUUUAUUGUGGCAUCUUCUCUUAUUUCAUUAUUCGAAGAUGGACUGUUCCUAUUGCUCUCCCGGGGGAAGCACAGAGCUUCUUUUGCAUCUCGGCACACUGGGAAACGAAUGGUGGUGGUGUGGAUUCACCCUCGUCUGGAGCACUUUUUCGCGAGCACUUCGGGAUAGUUGUGUUUUUGCUGGGAAGCGGGAUGACACGAUCUAUCGGCUUCUCGUGUGGUUUUCUGGAUCUGGUGAACGGGGAUACCAUUGGGGGGGCUGUUCAGGAAAGGAAAUGCUCAAGACGUGGAAAGGUGUUCAAGAGGGUCGGACUAGACUUGUCCGAUCUUGUGGCGCGAAGCCAGCAAGGCGCAAUGCAAUAUACGAUACGUUCAUCUCAAAAUCGGUCUUUUACCCUCUCGUGUCAAGUGAUGCACUUUCGCCAUGCCGUGGGUGCCCAAGGGGUGGCACGGAACAGCAUCUCGCGCGCGGUCGGAUGAGCUUGUGCCUUGAUCGUCGCCGGCUUCCUGACGGAUUUUACGAGUCACGAUAUCGAGCCGGCCCAGUCGGAAGAGGAGAUAUUGUGUUCCAGGACAAAGCGAUGACAGGAUCCCGCGGGGGUGUGCCUUUGACGCUUGCCGCCCAGUUAGCUAGCUACCGUUCCUGCUUUCUCUCUGCUCCGCUCCGCCCCUAAUAAGCGACUCUGCUAAUAAUGCCGUGCAGGAUAUCUGUACAUAAGAGGCGUCUACUAUUGAAAUGGGUAAGGACGGGCGGGCUGAUGCUGAGCCUCGCCCGCGACUGUAAGACCCCGGCCCUCCCCCUCUCCUCCCCUCCUCCCCCUCUCCUCCCCUCCUCCCCCUCUCCUCCCCUCCUCCCCUUGUUCGAGCGGCCUGGGCUGAGUUGCGGCUGGGGCGAAAUGAGGGGUAGCAAGCAACCUGACGUACUACUAGAUGACAGGAAGGCAAGCAAGC